Messenger RNA from Lutra lutra (Eurasian river otter), 3565 nucleotides. RefSeq names its product bifunctional heparan sulfate N-deacetylase/N-sulfotransferase 4. The transcript is spliced from 14 exons. Gene Ontology annotation, molecular function: deacetylase activity; heparan sulfate N-sulfotransferase activity. Gene Ontology annotation, cellular component: Golgi apparatus. Bases 360 to 2978 code for a protein of 872 amino acids. The record is from RefSeq and is a predicted model, not a curated record. Lineage: Eukaryota; Metazoa; Chordata; Mammalia; Carnivora; Mustelidae.
CUCAGAUUCAUGAUCUGUGAAUGGAGAUAAUAAUACCUACUUCAUAGAACUGCUGGAAAAGCUAAAUGUGAUAAUAAAUAUGAAGUUCCUAGGACGAAGUUGGAAACAUGAGAGAUAAUGUUUAAAGGAUUCUGCAUCAAUAUUUGGUGUUGGACAAAUUCAAAAUCUCUUCGACUUUUGAUCUCCUGCUUCGUUGCCUUCCAGCUUUAACUUACUUGUGACCCCUUCAAACAUUUUACAUGGUUUGCAAUGGUUACAUGAACUUGUGGGGAGUGAUAUUUGCACCAUCUCAUACUUUAUUCACUAUGGCACUUUAGGAAAAGAAAUUGGAAUAAACUUCCAAAGCGGUAUUUUAAAAAAUGAAUCUUAUUGUGAAGCUUCGGAGAAGUUUUCGAACAUUGAUUGUUCUCUUAGCUACCUUUUGCUUGGUGAGCAUUGUCAUUUCUGCCUAUUUCCUCUACUCUGGCUAUAAACAGGAAAUGACACUUAUUGAAACCACUGCAGAAGCAGAAUGUGCUGACAUCAAAAGUCUACCAUAUCGUUCACUGGAGAUAAAAACAAUUAAACCUAUUGAUACAUCCAAAACUGCUCCUACUGUCCUCCUAUUUGUGGAGAGCCAAUACUCUCAACUUGGUCAAGAUAUCAUAGCUAUCUUGGAAUCUAGCCGAUUUCAGUACCAAAUGGUCAUUGCCCCCGGCAAGGGGGAUAUACCUCCUCUUACAGAUAAUGGCAAAGGGAAAUAUAUUUUAGUUAUUUAUGAAAAUAUUCUGAAGUAUGUCAGCAUGGAUUCAUGGAAUCGAGAGCUUUUAGAAAAAUACUGUGUGGAAUACAGUGUUAGUAUAAUCGGUUUUCAUAAAGCCAAUGAGAACAGCUUACCAAGUACACAAUUAAAAGGCUUUCCAUUAAACCUUUUCAAUAAUCUAGCUCUAAAGGACUGUUUUGUCAACACUCAGUCUCCUUUGCUGCAUAUUACCAAAGCCCCCAAGGUUGAGAAAGGCCCUCUUCCUGGGGAAGACUGGACUAUUUUCCAAUAUAAUCAUUCAACCUACCAGCCUGUGCUUUUAACUGAAUUACAGACAGAAAAAUCCCUUUCAUCCUCAUCCAGCAAACCACUCUAUGCGACGGUGAUCCAGGAUCUGGGACUUCAUGAUGGAAUUCAGCGAGUUCUUUUUGGCAACAACUUAAACUUUUGGCUACAUAAGCUCAUCUUCAUAGAUGCCAUUUCCUUCUUGUCAGGGAAGAGGCUGACACUGUCCUUGGACAGAUAUAUUCUGGUGGACAUUGAUGAUAUCUUUGUUGGGAAAGAGGGAACAAGGAUGAAUGUCAAAGAUGUAAAGGCAUUACUAGAGACUCAAAAUUUACUGCGCACUCAGGUUGCAAAUUUUACCUUCAACCUUGGAUUUUCAGGGAAGUUUUACCACACAGGGACUGAAGAGGAAGAUGAAGGAGAUGACCUUUUGCUUAGGUCUGUAGAUGAGUUCUGGUGGUUUCCUCAUAUGUGGAGCCAUAUGCAGCCUCAUCUCUUCCACAAUGAGUCAUCUUUGGUUGAACAGAUGAUUCUCAACAAGGAAUUUGCACUGGAGCACGGAAUACCUAUCAACAUGGGCUACGCAGUGGCACCACAUCACUCAGGGGUCUACCCAGUUCAUAUUCAGUUGUAUGAAGCUUGGAAGAAGGUCUGGGGUAUUCAGGUCACCAGCACUGAAGAAUAUCCACAUUUGAAACCUGCACGGUACCGAAAGGGCUUCAUUCACAAUAACAUCAUGGUCCUCCCUCGACAGACCUGCGGGUUGUUCACACACACUAUUUUCUACAAAGAAUAUCCGGGAGGACCCCAAGAAUUGGAUAAAAGUAUCAAAGGAGGUGAACUUUUCCUCACAAUCCUUCUAAACCCGAUCAGCAUUUUCAUGACCCAUUUGUCGAACUAUGGGAAUGACCGCCUAGGGUUAUAUACCUUUGUGAACUUGGCCAACUUCGUGCAGAGCUGGACCAACCUGAAAUUGCAAACUCUGCCUCCCGUGCAACUAGCGCACAAGUACUUUGAGCUCUUCCCUGAGCAGAAAGACCCUCUCUGGCAGAAUCCAUGUGAUGAUAAACGGCACAAAGACAUUUGGUCCAGGGAGAAAACUUGUGACCAUUUGCCAAAAUUCCUUGUCAUUGGGCCACAAAAAACAGGAACAACUGCACUUUAUUUAUUCCUUCUUAUGCACCCUUCCAUCAUCAGCAAUCUUCCCAGUCCCAAAACAUUUGAAGAAGUUCAGUUCUUUAAUGGCAACAACUACCACAAGGGCAUUGAUUGGUAUAUGGACUUUUUUCCUACUCCAUCCAACAUUACAAGUGACUUUCUGUUUGAAAAGAGUGCUAAUUACUUCCAUUCAGAAGAAGCUCCCAAGCGAGCAGCAUCUCUGGUCCCCAAGGCCAAGAUCAUCACCAUCCUCAUCGACCCCUCAGACAGGGCAUACUCUUGGUACCAGCACCAACGAUCACAUGAAGAUCCAGCUGCCCUGAGGUUUAAUUUCUACGAAGUUAUCACAACUGGACAUUGGGCCCCACCUGACCUAAAAGUUUUACAAAGGAGAUGCUUAGUACCUGGAUGGUACGCGAUCCACAUAGAAAGAUGGCUAACUUACUUUGCUACUUCUCAGUUGCUAAUUAUUGAUGGACAACAGCUGAGAUCUGACCCAGCUACUGUGAUGGAUGAAGUCCAGAAGUUUCUGGGAGUUACACCUCAUUAUAAUUAUUCUGAAGCACUAACGUUUGAUCCCCAAAAGGGCUUUUGGUGUCAACUACUGGAAGGAGGAAAGACCAAAUGUCUUGGAAAGAGCAAAGGCCGAAAAUAUCCACCCAUGGAUCCAGAGUCUAGAACUUUCCUCUCUAAUUACUACCGAGAUCACAACGUGGAACUGUCCAAACUGCUACACAGACUGGGGCAGCCUCUGCCAUCCUGGCUGAGACAGGAGCUACAGAAAGUGAGAUAGCACUGGAGACAAGAACAAGGCUCGAAGGAUGCUUCCUUUUACUGUUAAAUAGAAAAGCAAACCCCACAUCUUUUACUCUUCUACUGCACUUGUGAUUGUCAACAGAGGACUGUGUGAAUCAAAUUCCUUCUAUCUUUUUCAUAAAAUGAAAACUGUUAUAUAUGCGCGCAUUGGCAAUUACUAGCAUCCAUCCCUGUGUGAGCUUCUAGGAAGUAAUGUGGGGUUUUGUGGCAUUAUCCAGUUUCCAGUGCGGGGAUCAUAACACAGCCCAGUUACUCGGUUAAUCACAAGGUUUCAGAAAUUCUACAUAAAACCGAGAAUCCUAAUUAUAUGCAAGUGACAGAUUAGAAUCUUGAGGAAAAUAUAAGGACAGAGAUAUCUGAAAAUGAAGGUAGCAGGAACCCAAUAUCUGAAUUUAAGGGCUUACAUUUUCUCUUUGCUGAUUUAAAAACAAUUUGCUUUUGUUGUGAAAAGCAAUCCUAUGAUCCCAUAAUCUUAUUUUGAGCAGUUAUUAUUUAUCAUAUUUAGCCCACAUAUUUUCCGCUGUUACUCCUCUUUAUGGAUUUCCUUCACUUGCUAGGGAAGUU